This is a messenger RNA of Neurospora tetraspora, 529 nucleotides long. RefSeq lists its product as uncharacterized. NCBI's taxonomy places the organism in Eukaryota, Fungi, Ascomycota, Sordariomycetes, Sordariales, Sordariaceae. The transcript has a single exon. The coding region runs from base 12 to 224 and encodes 70 amino acids. The record is from RefSeq and is a predicted model, not a curated record.
CAGCAAACUGAAUGAUCAUGAACGGCUUCUCAUUUCUGGUCUUGGUAUCCGGUGAACUAGCUGAGCUUGUCGAGUUGGACGCGUAUAAACCUCUUGAACGAUAUCAUCGGCCGUUGGUUAUCAGGAAGUUGGAAAUUUCAGCUUGCGAAUGCUUGCGACUUUGCAAGUACGGUUCCUGCAUUGGUGUUGCAGGCACCCGGAGCACCCCGGUCGCCUUGACAUAAUGCGCAUACGGGCGAGCGGUUUUAAAAUAAGUUGAACACCUGACGGUCUACCAUAUUAUACCUUUGGGAUACUCUUGCACGCAUUUAUGUGUCUUCAUUACGCCUCUGGACGGAAAUUCCAGACAUUUCCAGCAUUAAAUAAUCCCCGAAAGACUCUGGCCAACGUGCUUCUAUCUUAUUACGAGGCCUAUCACAGUUUUGCAGCGGCCUUUCUUGACCCAAGCGAGCGGUAUUGGACUGUCCAUGUUUGGCUCAUUCUUACUACCACCCGACGGGUUGCCUACUGGCCCCCAGGCCCGGUGGAC